GAAUGUUUAUGAACUAUAUUUUAUGAUAUUUCUUUUGGCGCCAGAUUUUCCGUUAACAUCAAACGCAUCGUGUUAAGUGAAACGUUUUACAAAUAUGAUAGACUAGAAUUUUAACACUUGAGUUACAUUAAUUAAGUACUUCAGUUGAAGUAUACAAUUGUUUAUAGUAAAUAGCGUGAUACUUCUUGGAGAAGAUGAAAGUAUUCUUUUCUUAUGUUGCGUGAGAUCGUGUAAGGAGUUUAGUCGCGUUGGUGGUAAGAAAUAAACAGUGGAAGACCGCCGUGAUAGUUGAGCGUUUUUUCUGUGCUAAAAUGGCUUCUUCGUCGUUGAAAAGUACUCGGAAAACUUAUAGCUUCGAGGAACGAGAAAUUUUGAUAACCUUGAUAAAUAAGUACGAAGAUAUCGAGGAUAAGAGGUCCGAUCCGAUAUCGAUGUAUAAACGAAAAUCAGCAUGGUCUCAACUGGCCAACGAAUACAACUCGAUGGUAGGUCCUCAAGCGAUACGUUCGGCUGUACAGUUGAGACGCUGCUGGGAAAAUAUGAAAGCAUGCAAACGGAAUCGUGAAGAGAAGAAAUUACGUGGUAUUUCUAGAAGUUUUUGUCACCUAUCUAAGGAUCACACACGGUCGAAAAGUUGGGAAAAUAGGAAUUCCAUGGCAGAAGUUCCUAUUCCUACUGGAACCGUAGGUUUGCCGCCAAAUGUCGUGUUUGAGCCAAAGGAGUCUGAACCAUUUACGUUGCAAACUGUCUGUACUAUAAAACCGUCAAAACAAUUCUCGAAAGAGGAAAAUAAUUAUAAAGAUUCAGAUUCUGUCAAGAGUAAAAUCGAUUCGAAUUCGUUAUCACACGGCUCAGUAACCGACUGUUUCGACAAAUCCAAAAAGGAUUUGGACUCAUUCAUGGUGGAGAAAUUAGACAAAGACGAACUACCGGAGAAAAAUCGAAUAAUUUUCAAAUCGAACGCAACUCAAACGUUCAUCUCUCCUUCGAUUGUUCACGAGCAGCCUCGAAGGACGAAGAGAUCCCUUCACAAAGAGGAAGAACUGCACGUAUUGGCUUUAUCGGAGGCACAGAUGAAAGUUGAUAUCGCUGCCAUGUUGAAAGAGGAGGCCAGAAUUAAAUUAGAAGAGGCUCACUAUCGUAAAGAAGAGGCGAGGCUAAGGAUGCUUCUUUUUACGUAUAAGCUCGAUAGGAUAAAGGAAGAUUGACUCGAGAGAAUAAAAUGAAUAUACUUACGUACGCUUCGUGCGAUGGCUUUGUUCACUUCUUUUUUUCACGGUGAUCAAAAGAAAAGGGGGAGAUACCAUUAGAUUAAAUAUAAACGAACGAUAUCCGAUAUCUGUAAUAUCUGUUUAUUAAUAGCAAUUUCUUUCUAACUACAAUUAAAAUCGUAAUAAAUAAAUGCUGGUAAUUUUAGUUA
Bombus pascuorum is the source of this 1420-nucleotide messenger RNA. RefSeq names its product myb/SANT-like DNA-binding domain-containing protein 3. The record is from RefSeq and is a predicted model, not a curated record. Lineage: Eukaryota; Metazoa; Arthropoda; Insecta; Hymenoptera; Apidae. The coding region runs from base 312 to 1208 and encodes 298 amino acids. The transcript is spliced from 4 exons.